Molecule: messenger RNA, 659 nt
Organism: Lactuca sativa (garden lettuce)
Lineage: Eukaryota; Viridiplantae; Streptophyta; Magnoliopsida; Asterales; Asteraceae
Product: small ribosomal subunit protein eS25
Source: RefSeq, a predicted model, not a curated record
CCGACUUGAAUACCGCAGGCUGAGUAACGACCUUCAAAAACCCUAAUUUUAUAAGUAUACACAGACUCUCAUUUCGUGCGGCGGCAACAGCAGCAGCUAAUCGUAUCUUCUGCGCUUUGGAACCCUAGAGUAACAAAAUCAUCAACAGAUUCCAUGGCGCCUAAGAAAGAGAAAGCCCCCCCACCGUCAUCUAAGCCCGCCAAGUCAGGCGGAGGAAAGCAGAAAAAGAAGAAGUGGAGCAAAGGAAAGCAAAAGGAGAAGGUGAACAACAUGGUUCUAUUCGACAAGGCCACAUAUGACAAGCUUCUUACCGAAGCUCCAAAGUUCAAACUCAUCACUCCUUCAAUCUUAUCAGACAGAUUAAGGAUUAAUGGAUCAUUGGCUCGUAAAGCAAUCAAGGAUUUGAUGGCAAGAGGGGCUAUCAGGAUGGUAUCUGCUCAUGCUAGCCAGCAGAUCUACACCAGGGCCACCAAUACUUGAGAGAUAUCUGCAACUCUUAAGACUUAAAGGCAUGAUUUUCUUAUUUCCGCUUCUUAUUUUUGUCAUCUGUAACAUUUAGGAGCUCUGUUUUUUACUCUUUGCAAUACUUUUGUUUUGAUUUUUGUCAUCUGUUACUAUGCUAUAUUCAGAUUAAAUUUUGCUUUUUCUCCCUCUCCAAA